This is a messenger RNA of Pseudomyrmex gracilis, 2043 nucleotides long. RefSeq names its product protein MTO1 homolog, mitochondrial. NCBI's taxonomy places the organism in Eukaryota, Metazoa, Arthropoda, Insecta, Hymenoptera, Formicidae. Bases 1 to 2007 code for a protein of 668 amino acids. Gene Ontology annotation, molecular function: flavin adenine dinucleotide binding. The transcript is spliced from 9 exons. Gene Ontology annotation, cellular component: cytosol. The record is from RefSeq and is a predicted model, not a curated record. Gene Ontology annotation, biological process: tRNA wobble uridine modification; tRNA methylation.
AUGAUUCUUACAAGGAUCAAAGUGCCUUUUUUGAGAGUAGAUUACACUAAGCAAAAACAUUUCAAUAAUCUGCGAUUAUUGAAACGGUUAAUCUCAAAUGACAAAGAAAAGAAAUUUGAUGUGAUUGUUGUUGGUGGUGGUCAUGCCGGAACCGAAGCAUCUGCUGCUGCUGUUAGGAUGGGUGCAAAGACACUGUUGGUUACUCAGAAAAAAAAUACUAUAGGAGAAAUGUCAUGUAAUCCUUCGUUUGGUGGAAUUGGAAAAGGUCAUUUGAUGAGAGAGGUGGAUGCUUUAGAUGGAGUUUGUUGUCGAAUAUGCGAUAUUUCUGGAAUACACUAUAAAGUUUUAAAUGUAAGAAAGGGACCGGCGGUAUGGGGUCUAAGAGCUCAAAUUGAUCGAACACUUUAUAAGAAACACCUUCAAGCAGAGCUCUUCAAUAUGCCUGGAUUACAUAUCUAUGAAUCCUCUGUAGAAGAUCUGAUUUUAAUACAUGAGCCAUUAUCUUGCUGUGGAGUAAUUCUUAAGGAUGGAACAAAGAUAUUCAGUGAUGCGGUAGUUAUAACUACAGGGACGUUCUUGAAAGGUCAAAUUAUUAUAGGUUUGGAAAAGAAGCCUGCAGGUAGAAUGGGCGACGAGCCUAGUAUUGGUUUAGCAAAUACAUUGGAUAAGCUUGGUUUUCGAAUAGGAAGAUUGAAAACUGGAACACCUCCAAGACUAGAAAAAGAAAGCAUCGACUUUACCAAGUGUACGGAAAGUCCGCCGGACAGUUCUCCUGUACCGUUCUCGUUUAUGAACGAUAACGUGUGGCUACCACCAGAGAAACAAGUACCUACGUACUUGACAUACACAAACGAGAAUGUCGCAAAAAUCGUAAACAAUAAUAUGCAUUGCAAUUUACACGUCACAGAGGAAAUAACAGGUCCGCGAUAUUGUCCGAGCAUAGAGAGCAAGAUUCUGCGCUUCAAAACUUCUCAGCAUCAAAUCUGGCUGGAACCGGAAGGCUUAGAUUCUCCGUUAAUUUAUCCGGCCGGAUUAUCGUGCACUCUGCCGGAAGAUAAGCAAGUGGAACUUGUCAAAUGUAUUCCAGGAUUGGAAAACGCUCGAUUAGUGAAACCCGGCUACGGCGUCGAAUACGAUUACGUAGAUCCCAGAGAAUUGACCUCGCAAUUGGAAACUAAAAAGAUUCCAGGACUAUUUCUCGCUGGACAAAUAAACGGUACCACUGGUUACGAAGAGGCUGCUGCUCAAGGUAUUGUUGCAGGUGUCAACGCGGCUGCUAAGGUGUUUAAAAAACCGCCGCUUUUAAUAAGUCGAACAGAGGGUUACAUCGGCGUUCUCAUUGACGAUCUGACAACAGAGGGUACUACAGAACCGUAUAGAAUGUUUACCAGCAGAUCAGAGUUUCGAGUUAGCUUGCGUCCCGAUAACGCCGAUCAGAGAUUGACAGAGAAGGGCUACGAGAUAGGUUGCGUUUCCGAAGAAAGAAUACGCAAGAUGAGGCACAUUUUUUGUAAAAUGCAGGAGGCUAUUCAAAUACUUAAAAAUGAAAGUCUGCCGAAUCACGUAUGGCGAAAAAUGUUUGAUUUGAAGAUUUCGAAGAACAAAGAACGCAAGUCGGCUUUUGAGAUGCUGUCUUUGACGACCGACAAAAUCACGUUUGCGCAAUUAGCGGAGAAAUUACCGCACUUAUUAGGUUACCUGGACAAAGAUCCCAAUCUAGCGAGAAGAGUGGAGAUAGAGGCAAAAUAUUCUCACGUUGUAGCGGAUCAACAGCAUCAAGUAGAGGACAUUAGAAAGAACGAGCAAAUGAUUAUACCUUUUGACAUUGAUUACAACAGUUCUGAAUUAAAUAUCUCUGUUGAAGACCGAGAGAAGCUUACGAAACAUCAUCCAAACACGAUUGCGGCGGCCAAUAAGAUUUCAGGUGUGACUCCUUCAGCUAUAUUUAAAUUAUAUUAUUAUAUUAAACAUUAUUCCAACAAAGAUAGUACAAGGUUACAUACGUAAUAUAGUGAUAACAAUUAAAUAAAUUUACUUUUGUAA